CUUGACGAAAAAACUUUAAAAAAUUGCUGCAGAAUUCCAGUUCUUGGGAAGAAAAUCACACAACCCACAUCAUACUUAAUAAAGUUACCCUCGAAAAUCAAUGGAUCGAGGCCAAACCAGUGAAGAUUCUCUUGAACCGAGACAAGACAAUGAUAUGGAGGUCGGGAAUGCAUUAGCAACUAGAAAAGUGCUCAAAGCAGAUCGCGAGAAAUUGAGACGAGACAAGCUAAAUGAGCAGUUUCUGGAGUUGGGCAACUUACUAGAUCCAGACAGGCCCAAGAACGACAAGGGCACCAUUGUCUCCGACACAAUCCAAGUGCUCAAGGAAUUGAAUUCUGAGGUGAAAAGGCUCAAGAAAGAGCAUGCACUACUUUGCGAAGAAACACACGAGCUAACACAGGAGAAAAACGAGAUCAGGGAAGAGAAAGCUUCUCUGAAAUCCAGUAUUCAGCAGAACCUCAGAGCUCAGCAGCAUCAACAAACUCAAGGCUUUGUGGUUCCGUGGGAUUCUCAACUACUGAUGGCACCAUCGUAUCCAUUUCCUAUAGCUGUUCCCAUGCAUCAUCGAGCAGCACAGGUGCCGCCUUUAUUUGCCAAUGCCACACCAUCGACUUACAUUCCUUAUCUUGCUCCUGCUAUGCCUAGAGUCGACCAGCCCGCUGCCUUGAAUGUGUCAGCUUCUGGGCCAAGAGCUGGAACUGCAAAUUCCACUGACGUUGCAACUGAUUUGGAGCUUAAGAUACCAGGAUCUAAGGUUGAACACAAGAAGCUGUGAUGUGAAGAUGAAAGUGGUUGUUCCAAUUUUUUUACUGUUUUGCAAAAUUGUGCAGGAAUUGUCAGCGAGAGACAAGAGCAAACAACGUCAAGAGAAGCCAAGAAACGGUGGCGAUUGAGGCUCGUUUCAGUUUACGAUUGCCGAUGAUGAUCGGAAGAGUUUCUCAGCUGAUAAAGAUAUCAAGAGACUGUAAAUUAUUAGUGUGCUUUUUUUUUCCAUUUUCUGUUGUCUUUGAAUGUGAUCCUUGUCAUUGAGGCGGCUAUUUCUUGUGAUUUCUUUAUUUAUAUCAAAAAUAAACAAAUUAAGGUUGAA
Salvia miltiorrhiza (redroot sage) is the source of this 1087-nucleotide messenger RNA. RefSeq names its product transcription factor bHLH121-like. Bases 101 to 775 code for a protein of 224 amino acids. The record is from RefSeq and is a predicted model, not a curated record. The transcript is spliced from 4 exons. Gene Ontology annotation, molecular function: protein dimerization activity; DNA-binding transcription factor activity. Gene Ontology annotation, biological process: intracellular iron ion homeostasis. Lineage: Eukaryota; Viridiplantae; Streptophyta; Magnoliopsida; Lamiales; Lamiaceae.